AUAAAUUAAAUUUCAAAAUCGAGAGAGAGAGGAGACUAAACACCACCACUCCCACGGUGGAGUCUUCAUCGCAACAAAUUUUCCGGCAAACGUUCUCCACCUUAAAAAUCCUUCUUUGCAUGUUUUCUAUUCAUCGUUUAUCAAAACUUUUUCUCUCAAUCGCCUUCGGUUCCUCGCUUCAAGAAUCACAAUCCGUAACGCUCGCGAAUUAAUGGCGCCACUCUCUAGCUAACGACACUCCGUUUCGUUACCAUUAACUUCGGUUUAAGCAGAAACGCUGAUGGAGAAGAGCGAAACGACGCUGGAUUUAGCUUCGAGGAAAUCGGCGAGGCAAUUGGAUUUCACAGCGGUCCGUGGAGGUCCGACACUCCUGAAACUGUCGCCACCGAUGCCACAUUCACCGUUGCAGUCGCGUCUUCCGGUGGAGUUGCAAUCGGAUUUUCAGUCACGAGGACAAGGGCCGUGGUUACAUUCACAGCCAUGGUGGCUACAGCAGAGAACGUCACAGUCUCCGGUAAUGCCGCAUUUACUAUCACCGCGGUCUCAGUUAUCUUCGCCGGUUCUUCGAUUACCGCACCCCGCGCAGAAACUUCCGGUGAAGAUGUUGCAAGUGGUAAAGCAGGAGUCUCCUAGAUCACUGCCUCAAAAUAAUGCAGGAUUAAAGGACAACACUCCAAAGAAACAAAAACAAUGUAACUGCAAAAAUUCUCGAUGCCUUAAAUUGUAUUGUGAGUGUUUUGCAUCUGGGAUCUAUUGUGAUGGUUGCAACUGUCUAAAUUGUCAUAAUAAUGUGGACAAUGAGGCUGCCCGACAGGAGGCAGUUGGAAUAACAUUGGAACGCAAUCCAAAUGCUUUCAGACCAAAAAUUGCAAGCAGUCCACAAAAACCACAAGUUUCUAUGGAGGAAGUGUCUGAAAUUCAAGUAAUAGGAAAGCACAAUAAAGGAUGUCACUGCAAGAAAUCAGGUUGCCUUAAGAAGUAUUGUGAGUGUUUCCAAGCCAACAUCCUCUGCUCUGAAAAUUGUAAAUGCAUGGACUGCAAGAAUUUUGAAGGAAGCGACGAACGAAGAGAAGUCUUUCAAGAAGAGUGUAGUCUAUUUCACAUCAGACAGGCUACUAAUGCUGCCAUUAGUGGAGCAGUUGGACCCUCCAGCACUGGAACCCAUAUAACACCCAAGAAGAGAAAAAUCCAGGAAAUAUUUUCUGGCAAAUCAGUCAUAGGUCAAACUGUUAACACAGCUGCUCAAUACCAACAGGAACUUGAUCCUUUAGCUUCAUCACCUUUAUCCCUGUCAGCUUCCUUUGUUUCUGACACUGCCAACACAAGAAUUUCAGGGUCUUCAAGAUCCACAUACAGGUCUGUGUUGGCUGAUGUCCUCCAGACACAGAACGUGAAGAAUCUUUGUUCACUUUUAGUUGUUCUCUCCAGAGUAGCUGCAAAGACAAAUGCAGAAAUGAGAGAGAAAGUAGUUAGGAAAAUAGAGACUGGUAAAUAUGAAGCUUCUAUUGCUUCAUCAGCUCAAUUGCUGCAAGACAAUAGAGAGGUUGUCAAGCCUGUUUGUCAGGAUCAUGUAAUUAUAGAGGAGGCAGAUGCAGUUGAUAUUGACAACCGUAAUAGGCCAUUGUCACCAGAAACGCUUGCGUUGAUGUGUGAUGAACAGGAUGGGAUGUUUUUUGGUAAUGGUUCUGCAAAUGGAGUUGCAAUUGACAACACUAAUCAGAAUAUGAUUCAAAAGUCUUCCAAUUCUGAUGGAUGCACUGAUGUUUAUGAAGAACAGGAAAGGCUUAUCCUGACCAAGUUCCGGGAUAUUCUUUGUGGACUCAUUACCCUUGGUAGCAUAAAAGAAACAAUGUACUCUUCAUUAGUGAAGAAAGAUGUGGGAAUCAAGAAAGAAUCUGCAGACAAUGGUGAUAGGGGCCACUGCUGAAACCGACGGAAUUCUCAGCAACUGCACUGCCAAUUGCUCCAUCCCAGCGGUUAUUGAAAUAUACCAGACUACCUAUGCAAAGACAAAUGGACAUGAUACUAAUGAACUUUCAUUGAGAUUGCCUGCGGAUUGAAGAAUCGGGGCAAUAAUCUGAUGUAUUGUGAAAGACUUCCUAGUGACACGACUUGUAUAUUGUAGUGAAAAGGAUUAUUAGUGUUUGUGCAGCUUGGAAUUGCUGCCACAGUGCCACUUAUGUGCAUAGUUAGAUAUUGGUCCCGUUCCCUUACAAAUAGUUAGUCUGGAAUAGCCAACAACUACAUGUAAGUUUUGGCCUGGACAGAUAUUUUGUGUUUACUUCAAGUGCUGACAUGUAAUUUCGUUUAAAAUCCAUGUUUGGCCUGAGAAAGAUGCAACUUAUAUGUGAAAAGAAAAUUCAAGUGUGUUUAGAUAAA
This is a messenger RNA of Cicer arietinum (chickpea), 2379 nucleotides long. Its product is annotated as protein tesmin/TSO1-like CXC 5. The record is from RefSeq and is a predicted model, not a curated record. Lineage: Eukaryota; Viridiplantae; Streptophyta; Magnoliopsida; Fabales; Fabaceae. Gene Ontology annotation, biological process: regulation of DNA-templated transcription. Gene Ontology annotation, cellular component: nucleus.